This is a messenger RNA of Drosophila takahashii, 1295 nucleotides long. RefSeq lists its product as uncharacterized. NCBI's taxonomy places the organism in Eukaryota, Metazoa, Arthropoda, Insecta, Diptera, Drosophilidae. The record is from RefSeq and is a predicted model, not a curated record.
AAACCGGCUGACAGGAUAUAAAUUAGAAAAACCAAACUUAUAGCUAAAUCUGCGAAGGACUCGUCAUGGAGGAACGUGCGGUGCUGGCCAACAUUGCGUCCAUUAUCACAAAGGAUCUGCUAAUUGACCAGCCGCCAGAGGACAUCAUUUCCGGCACUUAUCCCCUGUUGUCCUUCGGCGAGGACGACGAUGAGGCCGAGAUCUUCGCCCUGAUGCAGCGGAAACGGGCAAUGGUCGCCAGCCGAAAGCGCAGGAUGCUGCAGGAGCCGGAGGACCAGAAGCAGGACCUCAAGCAGCCCAAGCUGGAGUGGCUCCACUCCGAACUCAACCUCCUGCACCGCUACACGGAUGCCCAGUUCGAGUCCUACCUCCACAUGCGCAAGCUCACUUUCCUGAAAAUCCAGCAAACCCUGGAGGAAAUCCUUAGCGGAAUCCCUUUGCCCGGCUAUCCCACUCCGCCGGCGCAGACCAUGUUGUCCCUGGCCCUGUGGAAGCUCGCCACCGACGAGCACUUCGAGGAGAUCGCCCGGAAGUUCGGGCUGCCCUGGGCCCUCUGCCAGCAGGUGGUGCGGGGCUUCUGGCACUGCAUCUCCGACAACUACGAGAGCUUCAUCAAGUGGCCCAACUCGCUGGCGGCCCAGCGGAGCACCCUGCAGGGCUACCAGGGGCUGGAGGAGCUGCGCUGCUUCCGGGAGCUGUUCGGCAUCAUAACGCUGCGGCGGCUGGACGUCUUCCUGGAGUCGGAGCACGCCGAGGUGCCGGUGGUGCUGCAGUUGAUCUGCAAUGCGGAGCGCAAGAUCGUCGACUGCUACGUGGAGCUGGCGCAGGAAUACAGCUUCGAGGACUCGCCCAUCGGCCAGACGCUGGCUCUGAAUCCCAGGACCAUGCCGGCGGGCAGCUAUCUCAUCGGCAGCGAGGUGUUCCCGCUGAAAUCCUACCUGAUGCGGCCCAUCGAGGCCGAGUGCUUCCGCAAGGACGCGGUGUUCAACGAGCUGCUGCGACCCGCCUUCCAACUGGCCGAGAAGGUCCUGGAUACCUUGGCCCGGCGCUUCAAUACCCUGUACGCCCUGGAGGCGCGCGACCUGAACGAGGUGCGGCUCAUCGUGGAGAGCAUUUGUGCGAUGCACAACCUGUGCGAGGAGUUCCAGGACGAGGGACUGGAGGACACCGGGCAGGGCUCCUUCAGCUGGGGCGGGCUGGCCGAGGGGGUGAGGGGCAGCGAGAAGGACUCCAAGGGACUGCAGCGGAGAUUCGAGCUCCUCGACGAACUGGUGGCCAUCGAGCCGGGCGAAUAA